GUGAUAUCCUUCCGCGUGGGUGAAGCGCGCGCUCCUUUCCCUCCAGACGAUUCAGGAUGCGGAUGGGCGGCUGCGGAGCUUCGACUCGCUGCUGCUCGCCUCGAUCGUAAACAUUUUAAACGCAUCACGCGAGUCAGAAACCCCGAGCGAACACCGGAGAGCGCCCGCCGUUUCCGCCGCGAACCGAGCUCGCCCUCGACGGCACCGAGUGAGCGCCGUGGAAGAAAUAUAAUCCGCUGCGGCGGUGCGCGGCAACAGAACGUGUGAGAGACGAGAGCGGCGGCGGCAUGGAGCUCAUCACCAUCCUGGAAAAAACGGUCUCUCCGGAUCGGAAUGAGCUGGAGGCGGCGCAGAAGUUUCUGGAGCAGGCGGCGGUGGAGAACCUGCCCACCUUUCUGGUAGAGCUCUCCAAAGUCUUGGCGAAUCCCGGGAACACGCAGGUGGCCCGGGUGGCUGCCGGCCUGCAGGUGAAGAACUCUCUGACCUCCAAAGAUCCCGACGUGAAGACGCAGUACCAACAGAGAUGGCUCGCCAUCGACGCCAACGCUCGCCGCGAAAUCAAGAACUACGUCUUACAGACUCUGGGCACGGAGACGUACCGACCCAGCUCCGCCUCGCAGUGCGUCGCCGGCAUCGCCUGCGCCGAGAUCCCGGUCAACCAGUGGCCCGAGCUGAUCCCUCAGCUGGUGGCCAACGUGACGGACCCGUCCAGCACCGAGCACAUGAAGGAGUCCACGCUGGAGGCCAUCGGCUACAUCUGCCAGGACAUCGACCCGGAGCAGCUGCAGGAGAACGGAAACCAGAUCCUGACCGCCAUCAUCCAGGGCAUGAGGAAGGAGGAGCCUAGCAACAACGUCAAGCUGGCCGCCACCAACGCGCUGCUCAACUCGCUGGAGUUCACAAAGGCUAACUUCGACAAGGAGACGGAGAGACACUUCAUCAUGCAGGUGGUGUGCGAGGCCACGCAGUGUCCCGACACCAGAGUGCGCGUGGCGGCGCUGCAGAACCUGGUGAAGAUCAUGUCGCUGUACUACCAGUACAUGGAGACGUACAUGGGCCCGGCGCUGUUCGCGAUCACCAUCGAGGCGAUGAAGAGCGAUAUCGACGAGGUGGCUCUGCAGGGCAUCGAGUUCUGGUCCAACGUCUGCGACGAGGAGAUGGACCUGGCCAUCGAGGCCUCAGAGGCCUCAGAGCAGGGUCGCCCCCCUGAGCACACCAGCAAGUUCUACGCCAAAGGAGCGCUGCAGUACCUGGUCCCCAUCCUGACCCAAACGCUGACCAAGCAGGACGAGAACGACGACGACGACGACUGGAACCCCUGCAAGGCGGCCGGCGUGUGCUUAAUGCUGCUCGCCACGUGCUGCGAGGACGACGUGGUUCCUCACGUUCUGCCCUUCAUCAAGGAGCACAUCAAGCACCCCGACUGGCGCUACCGCGACGCCUCCGUCAUGGCCUUCGGCUCCAUCCUGGAGGGGCCCGACCUCAACCAGCUCAAGCCCCUGGUCAUCCAGGCCAUGCCCACGCUGAUAGAGCUGAUGAAGGACCCCAGCGUGGUGGUGAGGGACACCACGGCCUGGACAGUGGGGAGGAUCUGCGAGCUGCUGCCCGAGGCCGCCAUCAACGAGGUCUACCUGGCCCCCCUGCUGCAGUGCCUGAUCGAGGGGCUGGGGGCGGAGCCACGGGUAGCUUCCAACGUGUGCUGGGCCUUCUCGUCUCUGGCGGAGGCGGCGUACGAAGCCACGGAUGCGGCGGAGGACCAGGAGGAGCCCAGCACUUACUGCCUGUCCUCCUCCUUUGAGAUCAUCGUGCAGAAGCUGCUGGAGACCACAGACAGGCCUGAUGGUCAUCAGAACAACCUGCGCUCGGCGGCCUACGAGGCUCUAAUGGAGAUCGUGAAGAACAGCGCUCAAGACUGCUACCCCGCCGUGCAGAAGACCACGCUGGUCAUCAUGGAGCGGCUGCAGCAGGUCCUGCAGAUGGAGUCUCACAUCCAGAGCACCUCCGACAGAAUCCAGUUCAACGAUCUGCAGUCUCUGCUCUGUGCAACGCUCCAGAAUGUGCUCAGGAAGGUGCAGCACCAGGACGCGCUGCAGAUCUCUGACGUGGUCAUGGCGUCUUUGCUCAGGAUGUUUCAGAGCACGGCCGGCUCUGGUGGCGUUCAGGAGGACGCUCUGAUGGCCGUCUCCACUCUGGUUGAAGUUCUGGGUAGUGACUUCCAGAAGUACAUGGAGGCGUUCAAGCCCUUCCUCGCCAUCGGACUGAAGAAUUACGCUGAAUACCAGGUGUGCCUGGCGGCUGUGGGCCUGGUGUGCGACCUGUGCAGAGCUUUGACCUCCAACAUCCUGCCUUACUGUGACGAGAUCAUGCAGCUGCUGCUGGAGAACCUCGGGAAUGAGAACGUGCAUCGGUCUGUGAAGCCUCAGAUCCUCUCGGCGUUUGGAGACAUCGCUCUGGCGAUCGGAGGAGAGUUCAAGAAGUAUCUGGACAUCGUGCUAGACACCCUGCAGCAGGCCUCGCAGGCGCAGGUGGACAAGACGGACUACGACAUGGUGGACUACCUGAACGAGCUGAGGGAGGGCUGUCUGGAGGCGUACACCGGCAUCAUUCAGGGCCUGAAGGGCGACCAGGAGAACGUGCACCCCGACGUCAUGCUGGUGCAGCCUCGGGUGGAGUUCAUCCUGUCCUUCAUCCACCACAUCGCCGAGGAUGAAGAUCACUCUGAUGGAGUGGUGGCCAACGCUGCUGGACUGAUCGGCGACCUGUGUACGGCGUUCGGGAAAGACGUGAUGAAGCUGGUGGAGGUGCGCCCGCUCAUCAACGACCUGCUGACAGAGGGCCGGCGCUCCAAAACCAACAAGACCAAGAUGCUGGCCACCUGGGCCACCAAGGAGCUGCGCAAGCUGAAAAGCCAGGCCUGAUGGGGGGGUCAGACGUGACAUCAGAAGCUUCAGGAUGAACGGCGCCGGACGAGCGUGUUGGAGCGCCGCCGGCUGCAGUGAGAUGAGUGUCUGUGUGAGCGCGAUGACAUCACCACCUCCAGAUCCAGCAGGCCACACCCCCACCACCCUGCCCCUCCCCCUCGGACAGCCUUCUGAAACAUUCCCGAGCUGUGCUGUGAUUCUGGCUUCCUGCUGUCCCCCCCCCUCCUGGACUUGGGAAGCUGGACUCCGGACACCCCAAAGGACUUUUUUUGUUUGGCCUACUGUCGGGGGUUGUGCGUCUGGGCUCGGCGGGGCGGUCCUCUGGCCGGGCGCCGCGCUCUGAGACCUUUCCGGAUCAUUGGGAACUGGAGCUGCGCUGUGUGGGCUUUUAUUUUGGAGAGAUGCUGCAGCUGUAGGGAGAAUGCACUUCCUGUGUACAUGAACCAGAUGCUGGAUUGUUGCAUUGUGAAUCAUUGGAAGCCAGUCUUUAUUUCCACUUUAGUGAACUAAUAAAGUCUAUAUUGUUCUGAA
Molecule: messenger RNA, 3452 nt
Organism: Oryzias melastigma (Indian medaka)
Lineage: Eukaryota; Metazoa; Chordata; Actinopteri; Beloniformes; Adrianichthyidae
Gene: kpnb1
Product: karyopherin (importin) beta 1
Biological process (GO): protein import into nucleus
Cellular component (GO): cytoplasm; nucleus
Molecular function (GO): nuclear import signal receptor activity; small GTPase binding
Source: RefSeq, a predicted model, not a curated record